This is a messenger RNA of Bombina bombina (fire-bellied toad), 5134 nucleotides long. RefSeq names its product secretogranin III (gene SCG3). The transcript has 10 exons. The coding region runs from base 1 to 1323 and encodes 440 amino acids. NCBI's taxonomy places the organism in Eukaryota, Metazoa, Chordata, Amphibia, Anura, Bombinatoridae. Gene Ontology annotation, biological process: protein localization to secretory granule. The record is from RefSeq and is a predicted model, not a curated record. Gene Ontology annotation, cellular component: secretory granule membrane.
AUGGGUCUUAAAUCUCUUCUUUUUCUUAUUGCCCUCAUCGCUGUAAUGUGCCAUGUGCAAGCAUUUCCAAAACCCAACAAAAACCAAGAGACAAGUGAGAAGUUAAACAAUGACUCGCUUACAGAUGAUUUAAGGUUUUUGAUGUCUGUAGAAAAAAAAGAACAAAAUGUAAAAAGAAGUGAAUCUGUAAGAAGGUCAGUUAAUGGACACAGGGCUGCAGUGGAUGAUGCUGAUUCAACCAAGAACCUGAAGCCAGUGGAAUAUUUUGACUCCACUAAAAGUGGUUUGGAUUAUAAAUUUGAAGAUGAUCUUGAUGGGCUUCACCAAAUAGAUGGAACUCCCUUAACAGCAGAAGAUAUUGUUCAGAAAAUAGCAACAAGAAUUUAUGAGGAGAAUGAUCGAGGGGUAUUUGAUAAAAUUGUUUCCAAGCUGCUAAACCUUGGUCUGAUUACAGAAAGUCAGGCUUACACAUUAGAAGAUGAAGUGGCAGAGGUUUUGCAGCAACUAAUCGCUAAUGAAGCUAAAAAUCAUUUAAAGGAAUCUGGAAAUCUGGAUAAUCCAAUAAUCAGAGCUGAUGAUGAUGCAGAAGAAAAUAAGGAAAAGAAAACGGAGUUGGAAGACGAAGAUAAAAACAAAGUACAGCCAAUGGGAAAUAGUAAGGCUGAAAAUGCAGACAAUGUUUGGGAACCUUCAAGUGACUUGGAUAGAAGAAAUCAAAUGUCACUCGAAGAAAAUUUUGAAGAUCUCCAAUAUUUCCCCAACUUCUAUCGACUUAUAAAAAGCCUGAACUCAGAAAAAGAUGCUAAAGAAAAGGAAACAUUGAUAACAAUAAUGAAAACUCUCAUUGACUUUGUGAAAAUGAUGGUAAAAUAUGGAACAAUUACACCAGAAGAAGGUGUUACUUACUUAGAGAACCUGGAUGCCAUGAUAGCUGUGCAGACAAAGAAUAAGCUUGGGACAAACUCUGUGCAUCAGAAUACCAACUUACCAAUAGUGGAUAAAAGUGCUGAAGAUUCUGAUAGCACUAAAGAAGAGGCAAUGAAAACAGAGAAAGAACAUGAACCUGUGAAGGAUUCAACAAAAGAAGAGGAGACAAAAGAAUCUACAGAGAAUGAAAAUCCAGUGGGAAAAGCUGAAACAUAUUUAGAGGCAAUCAGAAAGAAUAUUGAGUGGCUGAAAAUACACAAGCCGGGAAAUAAAGAAGAUUAUGAUCUUUCGAAACUUAAAGACUUCAUCAAUCAGCAGGCGGAUGCCUAUGUAGAAAAGGGGAUACUGGACAAAGAGGAAGCAAAUGUCAUUAAACGUAUCUACAACAGCCUGUGAAGAGUGAAUGGAACGCCGUGUGUUUUAGAUAUAGACAUCCACCAUGGACAAAAAAAAUAAAUAAUAACUUUCAAAUAUAUCAUUAGAAAAUUCUCAAAUUGCGUUGCACCAAUCUAAUUAUAGGAGCAAAUGACCCUUUUUAAUACCAGUUCUAAUCAUAAACGGCAAAGCUGUCAGCCUGUGUAUUUAGAACACUGUGGCCCAUGAAAGUGACACUAAAAAACCUUGAGCUUUCAUUUCACAAUAUUGAUGUUAUAUAAACAGAUACAGAGAGGUGUCAUUGCAUCUUCCCAAUCUCUUCAACCCCUCCCUCAAAUACACCAGUAAAAGAAUUGAGAGAAAAGCAACUCUUAAAUCAAGAGAAAGUACUACAAGGCUUAAGGUACAGAACUUGCCUGAGUGUGGCUUUGAAUAUUAUUUAUUAUUAAUUAAAUUAUUUACAUAAUAAGAACAUUUGGCAACACAAAACAAACAGCUGUAAGGAUAUUAAUACAGAGACCAUAGUGCAAUGAGAUGGAGAAGAUAUUGUGCAUUAUGAUUUCACUCACUUCACCUGAGGCCUGUAACAGCAUACAGCAGUAUGACACACUGUGACACUGACAGCUGAAUAACAAAGGAAAUUAACAAUUCAGUUGAAUGUGUCUUGAGCGGCUGUACGGAAGUAGUGUUCAAAACAAUACAUAUAAUGCUCAACAAAUGUGCAUGCUGAGUCUACCUCAGUAUGCUUUCGUGGAAAUGGGCUAAGACACAACAAAGAAUACCAGGAGAAAGAAGUACAAUUUGAUAUUAGAAAAUUGAAGUGUAUUAUAUAAAAUUUCACUCUGCAGCUAAAUUGCUUUAAUUGCAAUGAAAUCCAGGGGUGCGAUUACAUAUGCGGUAUCGCCAGCAAAAACUGCCAUCGACCGGUUUUUAGUCGGGUAUUGCUAUCACAUAUAAAUGCGGCACGUAUAUAUUUCACCCGUUGCCUGCCGUUUUUACUCCCAUAAAUUAAACAUAGGGCCACGUCGCAAAUCGGUAUCACAUAUUCAGCGCAAGGACUUAUGCGGUGAAAAUCAUACUGCAUUUUCACCUCGCCACACAUAGGUAGAUUAUAGAGUAUGUGAGCACCGUAACUCCCUGAAAGUUCUAACACCUAACGCAUGCACAAUAGCUAACUGUCAACCGCCAUCUCCCCCACUGCAAUAACUAUUAAAAUAUAUUAAACCCUAAUCCGCCAUCUCCCCCCCGCAAUAACUAUGAAAAUAUAUUAACCCCUAAUCCGCCAUCCCCCCACAUCGCAAAUCUACCUAAUAAAAGUAUUAACCCCUAAAUCCGCCAAUCCCAAACUACCUAAUAAAUCUAUUAACCCCUAAUCCGCCAUCCCCCCUCAUCGUAAGGUAUCUAAUUAACAUAACUCCUAAUCUGCCAAACCCCCACAAUGCAAUAAAGCUAAUUACACUAUUAACCCCUAAAUCGCCAACCCCCCACAACGCAAAUAACUAAUUUAAUUACUAAGCCCCCUAACCUAACACCCCCUAAAUUAACCCCAAUUACCUAAAAUGAAAAAAUACUAAAUUACAAUUAAAACAAAAAACCUAACAUUACUUUAAAAAUAAAAAAACGAAGUUUAAAUUAAUCGAACAUUACAAAAAAUAAAAAAGUCUAACAUUACAGAAAAUAAACCAAAUUAUCAAAAAUAAAAAAAUUAAACCUAACACCUAUGAAAAUAAAAAAGCCCCCCCCAAAAUAAAAACACCCCCUAAUCUAAAAUAAACUACCAAUAGCCCUUAAAAGGGCCUUUUGUAGGGCAUUGCCCUAAGUUAAAGAGCUCUUUUACAAUUAAAUACUAAGUCCCCCCCAAACAGUAAAACCCCCCACCCACCAAAAUACAAAAACCUAACACUAAAAAAAAAACUAAGCUACCCAUUGCCCCUAAAGGGGCAUUACUAUGGGCAUUGCACUUAAAAGCGCAUUCAGCUUUUACAAGCCCAUUAAAACCCUAAUCUAAAAAAAGAAAAAAAAGAAAAUCCUAAAUCUUACUCCCAAAUAGACAAUUAAAAAAAAAACAAAAAAAAAUUCUUAGGCGCCGGCAGGUUCUAAACUGCCGUGACUGGCGACUCCAGAAAAAAAAAUUUAAGCACAUUUCUAGAAAUUGCUCGUUUUUGAACUACCGGCGCUGUUUAUUGGAUUCCCCGAUGUGCGAGGUGAAUUUACAGGCGACGUGGGAUUCAGCAGUCAUGCUGAAGCCUGCGCUGCAUAUGUAAUCUCGCCGCAGAUUUAUUCUUUUAGGAGUCAGAUAGUGGAUACAAUUUUAAACAACUUUCCAAUUUACUUCUAUUAUCUAAUAUGCUUUAUUCUCUUGGUAUCCUUUGUUAAAGAAACAGCAAUGCACAGGGAUAAGCUAAAAACAUAUGGCAUAUAUAUGUGCAGACACCAGUCAGUAGCUCCUGAGCCUACCUAGGUAUGAUUUUCAAUAACAGAUACCAAGAGAUCUAAACAAAUAAGAUGAUAAAAGUAAAUUGGAAAUAUGUUUAAAAAUCGCAUGCUCUCUAAGAAUCAUUAAAGACAACAUUUGGGUUUUGUGUCCCUUUAACUUCCAUGACCCUUUAAAGCAGAUAGUUUACAAUGAGGAAAAAAUAAAACAUAAGUUUAUAUUGUAUUUUAAGACAUAUAAACACAUAGAGUUUCAUAAUCACUGUGCUGUUACCUUGUACAAUGUAGCAAACAAUUUUAAGGCCAGCUGGUAUGGUAUAAACAGGGUAAUGACUACAAAUAGCUGUCAUUUAUAUAAGUGUAUCAGUAGGUAAUUCUAAAAACUUGUAUAUAGUUUUGCAAUGCUUGCAGUAGUUUUUAAUUGUUUUCAAUAAAAAAAUAGUUCUAUGUAUGAUGAAGAGAAAUAUAAUGCAAAAACAGAUCAUCAACUGUAGUGAUACAAUUCUUAAAAAGCCAUUCAUAUUCUGAUUACCAUUUUGUCAGUGAAUCAGUGAUAUUAUCCCUCACUCACAUCUAUAGCAAGAGAUUCAAACAUAAAAAAAAAAGCGUAUUAAAAUUCCAGAGCUUAAUUAUAAUUCCAGGUGUAAAAAACCCACCAGAGAAUCCUUAAAAAAAAAAAAAAAAUUCUCUCAGUAACUGAAAUAAAUUAGCAAAAAUUGUGAGACAUUAAAAUGUUUGUUUGCAGAUGAAAGAACAUGUCAUAUUUAAUUAUAAAAGAAGUGUUUAAAGGAAGGUAUUUAUUGCACGCUCUGUCUAAUAAAUUGUAUAAAAUGAUUUUGAUUUUCACAGCUUGUACUGAAGUAUUACCAUCAUUAGCUAGAACAGGAACAUAAUGCUUUAAACAAAAACAAAGACUUUCCCGACAUAUUACCUGAGCCAGCACGGUCUAGUAUUCUCAUUGUCUAACCAUCCAAAUAUAACUUAUGUUCUAUCAAUACAUUCAAUUGAUGUAUUAUGCAGUGACACACGAUCUGAAGUUUUAUUAACUGCAUAAUAGUUUCAGCUUAAAUCAGAUACUGCACGUGCAACAACAACAGUUUUACACAUAGACUAAUAUGUGAAAGAUGAAGGUUUAGGAUACAACUAAGCAUCUGAUUUCCAGUGAUGCAGAAAAAUAAAUGACAUAAUAUGAUAAAAUACUAAUAUGUAAUAAUAAAGAAUAUUUCUCAACAACUGGUGGAUGCACUUACUUAUUAGUUUAACAACAGUUCAAGAAUGAAAUGUUCUACACUUCACCAAAGCCAACAUUUAUCAAGACAAAUCAACUGUUAUUUUAUUCAAUAUUUUCUAUUAGAAUUUUGUUUCUGGCACUGUAUUUUAUUAAACCAUCUUUGCUAAA